Messenger RNA from Symbiodinium necroappetens, 2175 nucleotides. NCBI's taxonomy places the organism in Eukaryota, Dinophyceae, Suessiales, Symbiodiniaceae. The record is from the annotation of a GenBank genome assembly.
AUGCUGGAAUGGCCAACCGUGACAACGACCCGAAGUCUGCCGAAGAGGCGGUUCGAGCUUCUCGACUUGCCUUCACCGGAGAGCCCGAACGCACGGCCGUACAUUGCCGCGUUGUCAGGCGAACUGACCAUGGGCCUCGAGUCGCCUGGCCCCCUGUCUCGGAGAUGGACGCUUGGAGCGAGGAACUCUGGUCAGUUUUCGCCCGCGAAAUCCCUGGCGCGAGCAGCAUUAGAUCCAAUUGCGAGUUCUCCUCAGAAUCGUUUCCAGAAGGCAGAGGAACUUUGUGAUGCCCUUCCUGUGGAAGCAACCCUGGGCGGUCGACGCUCCUCCAGGCAGUGGAUUCUGCCACCAUUGGAUGCGAAGGUGGAAUCUGAAGUGGCCAACGACUUCUAUCCUUCUCGACGACUCAAAGGAUGUAGAGGCGCAUCAGAGUAUCUGGCUCGGCAGUCUUCGAGACGAAGUGCGACGGAAGUGUAUGAGCUGAACUUCGUCAAGGAAGCCUUUCUCCGGUUCCGGUCGGACAGCGCGGAGUUGAAUGUCAGCGACCUUCGAGAUGUCUUGGACCACCUGGGCUACCUCGGAAUCACAGACGAAGCGGCUGCUUCUCUGGCCAAAGAGGUCUCGCGCUUCUCAACCCUGGACUUCCAGGAGAUGCAGAGGGUGAUCGAGUGCGCCGGGAACUUCGAACACCAACAGAUCGAGCAGGCGUUUCAGAGACAGGCCGUUGCACAGGAAGAUGGCGCCCACCUGCACGUGAACAGACUACAGUUCAUCCUCCAUGAACUGGGUGCUACCUCUGACGGCCAAGCGGUGCGCGAAAGCCUUGCAGCCUCAAACCUGCCGGAGCCUUCUGCGACGGACGGUCAGCAGGAAUGCCCAGCGGCAGCCUCCACCUGGCUCGACUUUGACCAGGUAAACUAUUUCCUGGCCACACACCGGGCAGCUCAAUGUUGCUCCGAGGCGCUGGUGCAGAGCGCAGAGACGAUCUUCAAGUCCUUGGCACAUCGGCAAAGUGGCCGCCUCGAGGUGAGUGCCUACCGGAUCCCAGAGCUCCUCAGUCGGCUCUUCGAGGAUGACGUGCUGCAGUCCGUGAAAGAGUUAUGCCAGAGGCUCGAAAGCAACGAGGCUGCCCAAGGCUGCGAGAGCGAUGCCUCCGGAGACGAGGGUGUUGAUGUCCACCGGCCAUGUCGGUCCAUGGGCCUUAGCGAAUUUCUUACCUGGCUCCGGCGCCUCCGCUGCCUUCACUUACGCCGUGCCUGGCAACAGUAUGAGGAGGUAGCAUGCUCUCCAGGCCAUGUGUCUGUAGACGUCCUGGACUCCGUGUUGCCAGAUUGGCCCGCGGAACUUGAACGCCGAGAUGAGAUCAUGAAGGAGGCUGGCCUCCAAGGGAUGGAAGUGCUCAGCUUCGACGUCGUGGAUUCGUUACGCCGACGCUGCUGCUUGAUGAAGGACUUCUCCGUGUCGGAGGCGAUGUACUUCACAGGUGUCUUCGGGCACUUCCAACCUGAGGAUCGUGUUGGAUUCGUCGACCGCGCGGACUGCCUGUGUUUGUUUCGCUACAUGGGUUACGGCCUCAAGGGCGACGAAAUCUACUCACUGCUUUUGGAUGCCAAAGCGGCGGGUCAUAGGCUGUUGAGCCUGAGCGAUUUCCUGAGCAUGAUGAGGGCAUGCCGCGUGCGGGAGACAGGCAUGCUGAAAACAGCCUACGAGAUGAAGGCGCAGGACAUGGGCCUGUCGGACUUGAGUGACUUCGAGGAGACAGGCUCCGGCCUGUCCGUGUCCGACGUGGAGGACGGUCCCAGUGAGCUCGUCCUCAACAGACGACAGAGCAACGAAAGCUCCAGGGCGGCCUUCCGGCGGCGCAGCAGCGUCAAGCAGGAUGCGCAGUCCAAGAGCCAGGUCAAAGGCGAGGGCCUCGUGGUGCCUUCUGGUGUCCUGGAGGCGCUAGGUGCUGUUGGCUGGUCGCUGGCCGAGGAGGCGCUGUACGAGGCACUGGCACGCCUCGGCUUGACUCGGAACUUGCUGAGCCUGGUGGAGUUCCAAUCACUAGCAAUGCUGCUACGUGAGGAGGAGGCCACGCAAAAGCAGACCCGAGCCGGUUGGUCUACUUCCGAGGCCCGAGACAUCCAAAGCCUUUACAAUGCCCAUGCCGGUGAGGAGGGUCGCUUGGAUGAG